AGUCUAAUGAUCCGCGGCACCUGCACACUCGCCCGUACCGAGGGGCUGGGAGGCGCGGCCCUGAUCAAAGCCAAAGUCCCUAAUGAAUGAUUCUUAGCACGGCUAUUAUUAUGAUUCCUGAUUGCUAUCGUCGUCAUUCGCUCGAACUAACCACUGUUCGUUGUUGGUUGCCCACCCAGCCCCAGUCGAGUCGUGGAGGUGACUCGACAAUUCAUAACUCCGCGCUUCCCACCUUUCUUUCUGAUAGACGCUCUGAUGCUCUUCUGCUCUACUACCGCUCUUCCCUGAUUCUCGCCUGGCCAUAGCCUUUCUACUCUCCCUUCAACUAUCAGCUACAGCUAGAGGAGAUACAAUCAACAAACCAGCCAUGAAGGUCGCCAGUCUGAUGACCACCGAGUGGUCCGACACUCGUCGCCGCUCGUCAUCCGGCUCGCAGCCCAGCCCAGUCACCGGCACCAUAAGAAAAUACGACGAAUAUGAAGAGAAGGCCCAAUCAUACACACACUCGUACUCACAUUCACACUCACACUCAUACUUUGCGCCCCUCAACACUCGAGCGUCGCCGCAGCUGCCUCUGUCUCCCCCGGCCGAGGAUCAGCGCAAAUGCUCACUGCCAUCCAUAUCCAGCCUCUUGGAAGGCGCAAACAGCGUGCCAGCAGCAAAACGAGCUCGUCACAAUUCCACUGAGUACAGCCGCGUCUUUCUGCCUCCAACACCACCCAUGCGCCCUUGCUCUGGGCUCGCAGAAGGCCGCUCGCCCUCAUCUUUCUCCAGACGAUCUCACUCAGCCUCAGUCAGCAGUGCGCCACCUAUGCAGCAAUCGCAAUCGCAGGCCUCGCUUCCAUCUAUUGCAGCUUCUCUGCCAACGCCCCCUUCAGAGCGGGGUUCCGUAUCGCAGGAAUUGCACAUGUCUCCUCCUGCUCCCAUUAAUACCACCACCAACUCUUCCACCUAUCCUGCUGUAGCCUCAUCGAGCGCAAACUCGUUCACCCCGACCAAUGAGCCGCAGUAUCCUCGCGCACACAGCGUGUCAGCACCAGUGACACCCAGCCAUGUUCCACCCAUGAUUUCGCCCGUCAAUCCAGCUUGGCAACACCACCACUACUUCCCACCAUCCGGCGCUGCGUCCUACCCACAGAACCACGACCGAUACGUCUGCCGAACCUGCCAUAAGGCAUUCUCGCGGCCGUCCAGUCUGCGCAUUCACUCGCAUAGUCACACGGGCGAGAAGCCGUUCCGCUGUACCCAUGUGGGUUGCGGUAAGGCGUUUAGCGUUCGCAGCAACAUGAAGCGCCACGAACGGGGGUGUCACAGUGGGCGACCAUUAGCGGCUAUCGUUUGAUUCGUAACCUGUGGAAUAUUUUUCACUGUAUUCUUUCUCUACUUUUAAUCUGUUUCAUUUACACACGACUCUUGUCAGGUUUACGGAUGGCGUUUGUACAAAAGUGGGCAGGUCAAGUUGUGACAUAUACCCCUGAUGCAUGGAGUUGGUGAUUGGAAUUUCUUCUCUUCGUGAAUAUAUUAUUACUUCAACACUAUCUAGAUGGUAACAGUACCACCAAAAUCCCGAAUCAAUUUCCAUUAUUAGAGCAUAUCAUCUAGCUGAGCCAAGCCUUUACUCUGGGCUGCACUCGGCCCCAUAUGGCUGGCCCAACAUCCACGAGGACGAGGAUGUAACCCUACUACCUGGUUGUUGGGCGACUACUGGUC
Molecule: messenger RNA, 1710 nt
Organism: Talaromyces proteolyticus
Lineage: Eukaryota; Fungi; Ascomycota; Eurotiomycetes; Eurotiales; Trichocomaceae
Exons: 2
Coding region: 368-1342 (324 amino acids)
Cellular component (GO): nucleus
Source: RefSeq, a predicted model, not a curated record